AGUUGCAAUAUUUUGAUUUGAUGGCGAUAUAAAUAUUAUAUUUUAUUUUCGCUUUUUUAAUGUAAAUCUUGAAUUAAAAAUGAGUUUGCCGUUUGUGAGUGUGCUUGGGGAGGCGCAGUAUGAAGAAAUAAGGGCGUGUCGGGGGUGUUUAGCUACAGGAGGUGACUUACACAGUCUUCAUGGGAGUAGUUUAUCUCAAAUAUUUUCAGAAUUUACCACAAUGCCCGUGAAGCCGUCAGACGGGUAUCCUCAGUUCCUAUGCAGCUGGUGUCGGCACCUGGUACGCAAGUUCUUCAACUUCCGCAAGAGGUGUCACAUCACCACGUGGACGCUGCAACAGAUGAUAAGCAAUAGGGAAAUUAUAACAGAGGACAAAUUGAAUUCUAUAGACAGAACACAUCUGAAACUAAACUUUAUGCCUAGUGAAACAUACAUUACAUCUUACUUACCUAACGAAAUAGACAAUAAUAUUGUAAAUAAUGUAACCAAUGCAGAUACAAAUAUAGGCAACGAUUCUAAAGGUAUCAAAAGAGCUUUCGAAGCAACUUUCGAGGAAGACGAUCUCAACAAUGAAGAAACAUUCGAAGAAAUAGACGAAAAGAUAAGUUCUGAAAAAGAAGAAAAUAUAUCACAAGAUAUCAAAGAAGAGAUAGAAGCGCCAAUAGAAGAUGAUAGGAAAAUAAACAAAAGAACAACAAGGAAAAGAAAGGCAAAGAAAGAUAUAACGGAAAUCAUUAUAGAUAAAAGUGAGAGUGACAAGAUACCAAGGAAAAAGAAGCGGAAAGGUAAAGAAGUAAAAAAGAGAAGUACAAAAAAAACAAAGGAAAUAGCAGAAAAGGAUUUAAUAGUUAAAGAUGAAAUCGACGUUGAUACAGAUGAGAAUUUAAAAAAUGCUAAAUUGUUUUAUAAUCAUCAUCCGUCUAAGGAACCAACGAAUGAAGAACUCAAAAAGAGAUUGGAGAUGAUUGAGAGAUUCUCAAAGAACUACAAUGUGGCGAUACGGUUUCUGAGCAAAGAGGAGCAGAGGAGGGAGUUGGAGGAGAGGAAGAACUACUACAAGAACCUGCCGUUCACCUGUGAUGUCUGCUACAGGGGAUACUCCUUCGAAGCAGCAUACAGGACCCACAUGACAGUGCAUGACCCUGCUACCGGAGACUUCGUGUGUGAAAUAUGCGGAAUUCGCUCAAAGACACACAGAGACCGCGAGAAGCAUGUUAACGCGACACAUUUGAAACGAUUUACAUGUAAACAAUGUGGAAUUGUCACCAAGAGCCAGUCAUACGCGAAGGCUCACUUCGCUCGGCACAGAGGCGCUACCUACAGCUGUGAUCAAUGUGGGAAGACAUUUGGCCACCAAACGAACUACCUGGGUCACAUGCGUUCAGCGCACGAGACACGGGCCACGCGAUGCGCCGUGUGCGGAGACGCACUACUUGGCCGGCUCGGGCUGAGCGUGCAUAUGGGCAUUGUGCAUAAACAGGCGACGAGUUGUCCAUCUUGUGACACGUUGUUCCACAACGCCGAGUGUCUCCAUAAACAUCUGGAGUGUGCCACCAGCGUGUGCCCGCCGGGGGUCAGGCCGUGUCCAAUGUGUGGCACCAACUUUUCAUCCGAGAAACUAAUGAAGAAACAUUAUGAUGAAGAACAUAACAAAGAGUUUAAAUGUGAACUGUGUAACAAGACCCUGUCAACGAAGCUGAAGUAUUCCACCCACAUGCACGAACACAAGAAGACGGAGACCAGCACGACCAGUGGGCUGAUCUGCGAGAUAUGUGGAAAGGGCAAGUUCAAGAACCUGACGCAGCUCCGCACUCACCAGCGCGUCCACACCGGGGAGAAACCGUACAAGUGCAGCCUGUGUCCCAAGACAUUCCGGGUUACCACGCUGCUCAAGAGUCACAUGGUGAUUCAUACCGACGAGAGACGGUACAAGUGUCCCCAGUGCCCCAAAGCCUUCCACCAGAACGCGCACAGAACUGCGCACUUAUUGACCCACACGAAGCAACGGCCGUACGCGUGUUACGCGUGUCCCAAACGGUACACGAGCGCCACCGCGGCCAAGGAACACGCGGACACCGUACACAGGGGGCUGCCGGCGAGACGACGUGACAAGAAGGAUAGCUGAAGUGUACCCUAGCUAUAGGAUUGAUAAGUGUUUCGUUGCGCGGGUGUGGCGUUGCGCGGGUGUGGCGUUGCGCGGGUGUGGCGUUGCGCGGGUGUGGCGUUGCGCGGGUGUGGCGUUGCGCGGGUGUGGCGUUGCGCGGGUGUGGCGUUGCGCGGGUGUGGCGUUGCGCGAGUGUGGCGUUGCGCGAGUGUGGCGUUGCGCGAGUGUGGCGUUGCGCGGGUGUGACGUUGCGCGAGUGUGACGUUGCGCGGGUGCGACGUUGUUCGUCGAAAUAAAGAUCUGAUUAAACGUAAAUGUUGAUAUGUAGGCUUAUUAGAUUGUCAAGAUAAAGAUUUGUGAGAUAGAAGAUUACAGGAAUGCUACUGAGUUAUUAAUGUAAAAUUCUGAGGAUGAUUCAGAGUUAAUAUCAAAUUGAAUUUUCCAUCGCAAGUAAGGACCGAGUGGUGUAAUGGUUAAAACGCUCGUCUUGGCUUGACAAGAGUGGCGGGUUCAAGUCCCGUCCGAGCCAGAUUUGUUUCGAUUCCAUUUUCUCUUUUGAGUUUCCAACCUCGUAAGAGUUCACGGGUGAGUACUAUAGAAACAUAAAUCAUCUCCAAGCAGCCUUAGGGGUAUAGGAGAUAGUAAACUUACAGGAAUGAUGAGUAAGCUUCAGUACGAUCUACUCUGAACCGGCGUGCGUGUGUGAAACGAUUGAUGAAUGUGGAGGAAGCAAGAGAAGUCUCUGCUUACCCCGGUGGAAAAUAGGCGUGAUAUGUAAGCCGGAUUCUAUCUAGGCAUCUAAACUUAUUCAAAUUGUGCAAUAGAUGUAAACAUAAGCUCACUAUAUCCCAAUUGGGGUAGUCGUAGGUACAUCCAUCGCAAGGUGAAGUAAGUACCCACACCUCAACUUCUGUUAGACCAACGUGAUAGGCGAUGAGAAGUUGGAAGAAAAAUCUAGUCGAAAAUGUUUGGUUUUUAAAUAAAACUGCAAACUGUAAUUAUGAA
This is a messenger RNA of Pectinophora gossypiella (pink bollworm), 3109 nucleotides long. Its product is annotated as putative zinc finger protein 66. The transcript is spliced from 13 exons. Gene Ontology annotation, cellular component: nucleus. The record is from RefSeq and is a predicted model, not a curated record. Gene Ontology annotation, molecular function: RNA polymerase II cis-regulatory region sequence-specific DNA binding; DNA-binding transcription factor activity; zinc ion binding. Gene Ontology annotation, biological process: regulation of transcription by RNA polymerase II. Lineage: Eukaryota; Metazoa; Arthropoda; Insecta; Lepidoptera; Gelechiidae. The coding region runs from base 80 to 2125 and encodes 681 amino acids.